UUUUCAGCCAAUCUGAAAAAUCUGUCCGAUUCAUAAGUACAGAAAAAUUGCAUCAAAAUUGACUGCUCGUAGCGCGUGUCGACCUUACAUCCUAUCCUUUCUCCAUCAAAAAAAGACUUUUAAAAAACCAUAUUCAAAUGUAAAGCCCGCCAGUUCUUCUUACAGUUCAAAUCUCAGUUUGCUUUUUUUGUUUUUGAGUUUGAGAGAGUUUUUUUUCACCUUCCCUUUUGCUUUUUUCAACUGUUCUUUUUUCAUUUCUUUGCCAGUUUAAAGACUUUUGAGUCCCAAUUAAUUCAACCCUUCACUGACUUCCUUUUUCUUUUGCAUACCGAAGCGUUGUUUCAUUUAUCAAGAAGAUGAAGUUCUUGACUUCAUCAUCUUCUUCAGCUUCCUCUACUAUCACUACCACAACUACAAGCACAUCUUUCGAUGCUGGUUGUGUUCGUGAUUCGAGGUCUAGUCCGGCUAGCUGCAUUGCCGGUGUGUUUCGUCGACUUUUAUGCCUGAAUGAUCCUCCAACUCAUCAUCCUUCUCACCAUUUCAAAUACACUGAAAACCAUGACUCUGUUUCUCUGGAGUUGGAUAGGUUUCAAUGUUCUAAAGCAGAGGAGAGCUCUGCUUCUGGUUCAACUCCUAACCUUGUGGCUAGAUUAAUGGGUUUAGAAUCCUUCCCGCAAAUCGAUUUCCCUGUGACUGAAAGAAGUCCUAAUUCUAUUUCUCGAAGCCGUUCGAUGAAUUCUGUGGAUUUAAUGAAGGAGCUGGCAUCGAUGCAGGGGAGGCAUCGUCGUGCCAAGAGCUUUCGGGAAACUCGGUCGAAAUUCGUCGAGUUACAAGAUGAGGAUUUUUACAUUCUUAGCUUUGAGGAUGAAGAUGAAUUUGGGAAAUUGGGAGCAAGAUCGAGGAAAUCCGAGAUGGGUUCGGGGCAAAAGCAAACAAAGCAAGGAAUCAAAGGAGAAAAUUCGAAUUCUAAAGCAAAAAGCAACAAGAAAAGGGAGAGUGUUUAUGAAAAGAACAAAGAAAAUCUUCUCGACACUCGGACUAUUUUCAUUGAGAAUCCAGAAGCAAUCAACUCUAAACAAGUUUCUAAAAGGGUGGUAUUCAGAGGCGGUGAUAAUUCGAAGCUUAAAGAUUCGAUCAACAUUCUUCGUCCAACAAACAGUUCUUGCAGAAAUUCUGCUGCUGCUGACAAAGAAGUAGAGAAAUUAGCAAAACCCAUCAUCCAGAAAUCCGAGAAUGAUUUACAAUUAGGAAGGAGGAGGAUGAAGAAGAGAAAAGAUGAUUGCUUGCUAGUGAAGAGGAUUGAAACAGAGCCAGAUUCUGAAAAUUCAAGUCCAAGUUCUGUUUUGGAUGUUACCAAAUUCCCAGGUGAUCCAGAAGUUACAAGUUGUCCAGGGGAGCCUUCAAGGUUAACAAAUUCCAGAUCAAGGAGGACUUUAGCAGAAGACCUGGAAAAUUACAGGAAGCUAAAUUAUCAAUCCAAUAGUACGUCUUUCAGAUCAAAUAAUAAUAGUUCAUCUUGUGAACGAAAAAGAAUUGAUCAAUUGAGAAAGGAUGGCCAUGGAAGUAGUAGCAGAUUCAUGCAGAUGUGGGGGGAAAUUUACAAUGUGGCAGGAAGAAAUACAGUUCAAGCAGAUUGGUUACUGAACAACAGGAGGGAGAUGCACAAGUUUGAAGAGUACAAAGAAAUCGGCGGAGAAAUCCAAAUGCAAAUUCUAGAUGAAUUGAUUGGAGAGAUGGUUGAUCAGCUUGUUAAUUUGUGUUAACAUCAACUGAUUCAAACUUCACAUUUAGAUCUGCCCAGUUUACUUUGUUUUCCUUUUUACAUAUCUGUAACAUGUAAAUAUUAUUACAGAAUUCGUUACUUGAGGUGAAUUUGGUACGUAGUUCAUAAUCAUUUCGAAUCAGAUAAAAUAUAAAAUUAUUAGAGAAAUGUUCAUAGCUGUCCUUAUAUUUUCUUUUUGCUUCCAUUUUUCCGAAUCUGUAAACAAAGUCAAA
Oldenlandia corymbosa var. corymbosa is the source of this 1995-nucleotide messenger RNA. Lineage: Eukaryota; Viridiplantae; Streptophyta; Magnoliopsida; Gentianales; Rubiaceae. The record is from the annotation of a GenBank genome assembly.